UUUAUGUUUGUCAAAAGAUGCGUGCGGGAAGAAAACAAUAAACGUUCUUUUUUGGAGUGUAGCAUUGACAGAUUUCCAAAAAACGUGGGUCAUAGAAUGAAAUAAAUAUUAAAGUUUAAGUUUUUAAGUGGUAGUCUGCAUUCGCGUGCACAAAAAUUAUAGUUUUCAUUCAAUCAGAUAUCGGCUGAAGAACCUCGUUAUGGCCCACAAAAUGCAUGAAGUUUUGGUGUUUUUAGUUAAAGAAGAAAAUUUUAAUAUACCCAAAUACAACAGAAAAGUAAAACUUAGAACAGAUUAUGAUCCACAAGGUAUAAGCAUGAGAAUAUUCGAAAUGGAUGAAACUACAGAGCUAUUAGAGUUUCCUGUAGAUUCUAGUAGUGAAUGCUGUAAAGUUGGAGCGAAGUCAUACAUGUUUUCAUUUGACAAUGAAUCUCUGCUAAUUAAAUUUAAUACUACCGAGGAAGCGCGUGACUUUGCCGUAGCAAUAACAAAAAUCAAAUCUGGCAGAGAUGCUUCAGUUUUUUCAGUUAGAACAGAAGAUUCCUCUGCAACUCAGUAUUUCCAGUUUUAUGGAUAUUUGUCACAACAACAGAAUAUGCUACAAGACUUUGUUAGGACUUAUACUUAUCAGAGAGCGAUAUUAUGUAACAUGGAAGAUUUUAAAGAUAAAGUUGUAUUGGAUGUGGGUGCGGGUUCUGGAAUUUUAUCUUUUUUCGCUGCUCAAGCUGGUGCUAAACGUAUUUAUGCAGUAGAAGCUUCGACAAUGGCUCAUUAUGCACAAAAACUAGUUGAAGCAAAUAAUUUUUCCAAUUGUAUUAAAGUUUUACCAGGUAAAAUAGAAGAAGUAGAACUUCCAGAGAAAGUAGAUGUUAUAAUUUCUGAACCUAUGGGCUAUAUGCUCUACAACGAAAGAAUGUUAGAGUCUUAUCUUAAUGCCAAACGGUGGUUAGUUCCUGGUGGCAAAAUGUAUCCUUCUAGGGGUGACUUACAUAUUGCCCCAUUUACUGAUGAUUCCUUAUACAUGGAGCAGUACAGUAAAGCCAAUUUUUGGUUCCAGACCUGCUUUCAUGGAGUGAACUUAUCAGCAAUCCAAAAUUGUGCAGUUAAGGAAUAUUUUAGACAGCCUAUUGUAGAUACAUUUGAUGUUAGGAUAUGUAUGAGUAAAAGUAUUCGGCAUGUAGUUGAUUUCCUCGAAACGGAUGAAACAGACUUGCACACUAUCAACAUCCCUUUAGAGUUCCAUAUAUUAGAAUCUGGAACGUGUCACGGUCUUGCCUUCUGGUUUGACGUGGCUUUUAUAGGAUCACAGCAAACCAUCUGGCUUAGUACUGCACCCACAGAGCCACUUACUCACUGGUAUCAAGUGAGAUGUUUAUUAGAACAACCAUUGUUAUUGAAGCAAGGACAAGUUUUAACAGGCACAGUUCUUUUAAUUGCUAAUAAAAGACAAAGUUAUGAUGUUACAAUAGAGCUUACUGUUGAAGGUACCACACAAACAUCUAAAAACACCUUGGAUCUAAAAAAUCCUUACUUUAGAUAUACUGGGGCCCCUGUACAGCCUCCACCAGGUGUUUCUAAUGUUUCACCAAGUGAAACUUACUGGAGUCAGCUAGAUGCUCAAGGGGUACGAAAUGCUGUAAAUAUGGUCAACGGAAUGUCUGUAAAUGGUUUGGGUGAAGUAUCAAUGGAUACUACUCAAACAUUAAUCAAUAACAAUCUGAUGGCAAAUAAUUUAAUAGCUUUAGUUGAUCCGUCACAGCAUAUGGGCGAAGCUCUACAACCUAAUAUACAUCCUGGAUGUAUACCCAGCACAGGAAGAGGUCGAGUUGCCGCUAGUCCCACGUCCACUCAUACCGCCCAACUGAUCGGUGGCGCCAUCUCGCCGUCGUUGUUCACAUCGCCUGUCGCCGCGCACGCGCAGCAACAACAACCACAACCGAUCGUGAUGGCCAAUUACCCGGUAGCCCAGAACUUGAUGAUAGGCGAUUACGUCAAACCAGGAAACGGAAUGGUGUCGGCGGUGUAUCGCCAAUAAUUUAAGUUAGGCUCGUGUAAAAUAAAUCGUACGCUCAACGAUACAGAUAAAGAGGGGACUAUUAAAGAAAAUUGGAUUAAAUGAAGAGUUCUUGGCUGAGUGAAAUUUUACAGGUUGUAUUUUAAACUAUUUUUAUUUAUUUAUUAAAGUUAAUUUAAGAACGCUCUGUUGUCAUUCAUUGAAAAGUUCGUUCAAAUACAGAAUACAGUUUCAUUGAAUAAUAUAUAAAUAACAUUUGUCAAUAAAACUAGACAUCCAUGUCAUAGUGCAAUAAAACUACACAUCUUCAGGCGAUGAACGAUUGCAUUUAAGAGAAGGGUUUAAACCUUAAUCUAACCGGGGUUUAAAUCUUAAUUUAACGUUUAAACCGAUUAUUUGUAGAGAGGGAUUCAAAAUCAUACAGGAAUAGUGUAAUUAUUUACGCUUAAGUCCAAUAGGUAAAUAUACCGAUCUGGUCAUUGAAACUACGUGGUCUGGAUUUUAACGUCUAAGACAGUGUGGUAGACAGCUUAAUGGAAAAUAAAAUGUAUUAAAAAGAGAUAAAUGUUGGGUUGAUCUACAUUUCUUUGUUGCGGUAUUGCCGGAUUUUGCAUCAAAAUUUCAAACCGCACAAGUAGCCGUUUACUAAAAAUGUUGCGUCUAGGGUUGGAAGUUUAUUUUUCACAAUUAGUUACUCAUUUUACCACAGUUUUAAUAGAUUAUAUUUAUCUAGAUAUAUUAUCUUCAUUUCAGUAGUAUAUAUGAAAGUUUUUAAAAUAUUUUUUUUCUGCACACAUUUUCCUACAAACGUAAAAACAUGGCAACACUGUAUGCCGCUUUUUAUUGUGUCUCUCUGUCUGUAAAACGGUCAUUUAUACUUAUCUCUGUCGCAUGUAUUAAAAUACAGACCACGCAGAUGAAGUGACCAGACCUAGUAUAGCUGGUUGAUGAUGAAGAUUGAUGAUAUAGAAACACUUCUUAUUCUACGGUAUCUGGUAUAUAUUUUCGAAAGGCAUUUUAAUACUAACAAUUUUAAUUGACUCUAUUUUAUUCUUAUAAUUAAUUGUAUCCAGUUUAAGAAUCUAUUAUAUUAUUUACUGUUGGAAAUAUACACAUCAAACGCUGUAAAAUUUAAAAUUAUUACAGCAUUAAAACUAUUCAGCUAUUUAAAGCUGAAUAACAAAAGGGGAAAUACUUGAAAACAAAUAUGUAUUGACAAAUGAUAUUUAUAUUUAUUCUGAAUUUGAUCGUACUUUACUUUUUACAUACGUAUCAACUUUUAAGCAAUAAAACAACUUUAAAAAAAUAGCCAGGACAAAUUAUCAUCCCACAAAGUAAUUUUAAAAACAUUUGUACUGCAUUGUUUUUUUUUAAAUAAACGACUAGUUUGAAACGAAAUCACUUCCAAAUCAGGAGCAUUUCACAGAGUACAAAAUAUUUUUAUCACAUUAUAAAACUGAGGUAGUCUCUAUAUAAUUUUAAGGUGAUUUUUUUUCUCGCUCUAAACGUUCUUGUACUCUGUAUAUGCCGGUGUAGUUUUUGUUAUACUAAAAUUAGAAAUUCCACUGUCUAAUAUACUAAUCGAAUAUCACCAAAAGUUUUGUAUCCUUAGCCGAAAAAGGGCAUUUUAUGCCUAAAUUUUUGUAUAUACAACCAAUACCUAUUUGUCUUUUUAAAUCACAGCCCAAAUUUUACACAAUUUUUAUCUCCAUUCUAAAUAAUUUUGGAGUUAUUAAACAGUAGAAUUUUAAAACUUCCUCUCGAAUUUACUUAUAGACAAAAAAUAGAUUGUUUCAUCAAAAAUGGUAAUCGCAUUUAUCUACUAUCAAUAUAUUUCUUUUCUGAACAACGAAUAAUAAAUAUAUUGAAUAAUUGAUUGGAAAUAUUAUAACUACGAUUGGACUUAAAACUAUUGUGUCGACAAGAUUGGUUCAUGACAUCAAAGCUACAUAAUAUUUCAAAAAAUCUUUGUCUUUUGAAUGUCAUUACCUUCUGUCUUACACGUCUGAAUAUUGUGACAUAAAGAUAGAUUGGCCAUAAUGAUAGAUAGAUAAUUUAGUUUAUGAAUUUUGAUUUUUU
Sitophilus oryzae (rice weevil) is the source of this 4093-nucleotide messenger RNA. It is a transcript of the gene Art4, whose product is annotated as histone-arginine methyltransferase CARMER. Gene Ontology annotation, biological process: peptidyl-arginine methylation. Gene Ontology annotation, molecular function: protein-arginine N-methyltransferase activity. Lineage: Eukaryota; Metazoa; Arthropoda; Insecta; Coleoptera; Curculionidae. The transcript has 5 exons. The record is from RefSeq and is a predicted model, not a curated record. The coding region runs from base 200 to 2035 and encodes 611 amino acids.